Molecule: messenger RNA, 2352 nt
Organism: Prorocentrum cordatum
Lineage: Eukaryota; Dinophyceae; Prorocentrales; Prorocentraceae
Source: the annotation of a GenBank genome assembly
AUGGACGGGCCGCCCUCGCUCCGGGCGACGUUCGCGGCCGCGUGGAGCGCGACGCUGGGAGCCUGCUGGUCGUGGGGCUGGGCGACGCCCGCGGUCCCGGCCUGGCACCCGCCGCCGCCGCUGGCUUGCGACUCGGAGGAGGGCUGCCCUUGCUCCUGCGACCAGGAGCUUCGGCGCAUCAUCGACCUCCAGGGCGAGGUCGUGAACCUUCAGGCUGAGGUCUGGGCGCUCCGGUGCCUGCUCAUCGCCGGGCUGCUGGUGCUCGGCCUCGCGACCUCGGGCGCUGGAGCGCUGGGGUUCCUGGCGGCGCCGGGCCGAGCACCCCGAGCCGACGAUAUGGCUGACGUGCUGACCCUGGACAUUGCGGACCCGCAGAUCCUCGUGAGGCACGAGAACGAUCCGCAUGGGUUCUACUGGCACCACAGGGUGCUCUUGUUCCGCGUGGACGGCGACAUCUGGAUCGCGCUGACCCCGGACCUCGCGCUCGUGCGGAUCAAGCUGCUGGCCGUUCAGCACGAGGUGCUGGAGAGGCGGGCGCCGUUUCCGCCGCACUUGGCGAACCAGGUCUACGCUCGCGACCCCAUCGCGGGCGCGGCGCUGGCCGGCUACCGGCGCAGGGCGAAGAUGCAGGGCCAGCUGCUGGGUGUCGGCCAGGUCGACGCCGUGGAGCGGGUGAUCUGGGUGAUCGCGGAGGCUCGUUCGGCAAGGUUCGGCGAGGUCGUGGACGCGGCGCUGAUGGACGACGACGCCCACGGCGCGAGCUUCGACACGAAGGGCGCGGUGGUGCUGGAUGGCGAGGAGUUCUUUGUGCAGAAGAUAGCGGCUAGCGGCCUGGCGGACUUCAAGAAGGAGACGAAGACCGACCUAGGCGACGUCCGCACGCUCGGCGACCACACGGACGAUGCCGGGCAGCGGGUCCUCCACUUGACGGAGGCGGUCGCCCUCGUGCGCGACACCGAGCAGAAGGGCUUCUCGCUGGCCGGCAUCAGGAGCGUGAAAGAGUUCCUCGACAGCGUCGGCGCUGGGCCGGGCAACAUGACCUCGCACCAGGCGGAGUGGGAGCGUCUCAGCGGCGUGGGCGAGGGGUUGGCCGUCAACCACGUGCAUCGGAACUUGUGUGAAGUGAUUCGUCUCAUGCAUUCCUGGGGCCAGGCCGAUCUUUCGAUGAUGGCGUCGGCCGAGCUCAUCGUGCGCUGGCUGAUCCAGACGGAGAUAGCGGUGGAAAGGAACCCUCGUCACCCCGACUACAGUGGCCUCGACGUAGUCAUAUCCGCGCCCGUCAACGCCGUGGGCCGUGCCUCGACCUCGAAGUUCAACUCCUGGGUCACCGACCGCCUCAAGGAGAGGGCCGCCAUCUGGAAACAAGAGCGGCUCUAUCAGGAGGAGCAAAAGCAGACGAGGAAGGGCGACGGCAAGAAGGGCGGAGAUGACGACGGCAAAGGUCCGAAGAAGAAGAAAGAGAAGGGCGCUGGCGCCGGAGGGCGCGAGAUCGACGGCGCGGAGAUCCCUUCCCUUUGCCUCGAGAUGCUGCUGCCCUCGGGGCGCCUCCGUCCCACCGCCGUGCAGCGCUGGAUGCUCCAGAACGUCGCCCGGCGGGUCGAGGCGUAUGGGGGCUGCCCUGCUGACCUUGCCGAGGAAUCAUCCCUGUCGGAGAUCCUCGACUCUAGAGACCACUGCGGCAUGGAGCCCAAGAACCUGGCCAGCUUCGAGUUUGACAAAGUCAAGAUCCUGCAUCGGAGGGUACACGUGCGGCCCAUUCGGCGCGAGCUCCCUCCUGCAGCCCUUGGCUACCUCAGGCACUCAGCCGAUCUGAUCGAGAUGGAUGGGGCGGAGCUUGAGAGGGACCGAGCCGAGCGCGUGGCGUCCUCGCCCCACUGGGGCCCCAAGCUUGGCGGUCGCGAGACCUACGGAGGCGACUGUACCAGCGCUUGUGCCAGCAGGGAGGGCGACGUCGGGGACUGCUUCUACAUCUACACCGUCCCCGAGCUCGCCUCCCGGUUCGGCCUCGAGGACCGCUUCGACACCCACGAGCUGGAGGAGAUGGGGUGCCGGCCGGCCAUGAUCUGGGACGACGCCAAGGGGGCGGAGACCAAGGUCGAGGACGGUGAGGUACUCUACCCAUGCAUGGCCGCUGUCUGCAUGGGCUGGUCGUGGGCCCUCUUCUUCGCCAAUGAGGCCGCCGCCCACCGUUUGGAGCGGGCCCUGGGCGGAGGUGCUGACCAGAUUAUGCGUGAGAUGCAGCCUGCUCCAGCGUUGAAGCCUGGCAAGUGCGCGGCCGGCGUGUGCGUGGACAACGCGCAGGUCGUCGGUGGCUACGCGGGCGACGCCAGGAAAGCAGAUGCACGAGAUUGA